Molecule: messenger RNA, 871 nt
Organism: Helianthus annuus (common sunflower)
Lineage: Eukaryota; Viridiplantae; Streptophyta; Magnoliopsida; Asterales; Asteraceae
Product: cucumber peeling cupredoxin
Exons: 2
Coding region: 112-738 (208 amino acids)
Cellular component (GO): plasma membrane
Molecular function (GO): electron transfer activity
Source: RefSeq, a predicted model, not a curated record
AUCAAAAUCCCAAAUUAAACACAAAAUUUUCAAACUCUUUCGAAAUUAGAAAUCAGAUCGCUACUUCCAAUCACCGACCACAGGUAACCUCCACUCUUCCAGCCGGAUCCAAUGGCUCCGGCGACGGCGAUACAUUUAACACUACUUGCACUUUUCCUCACCGGCGCCACCGCAUACACCAACCACACCGUCGGAGACAAAGCCGGCUGGCUUUUCGAUCCAAACACCAACACAUCCUCCGCUAAUUACGCCUCCUGGAGCGCUAAUCAAACCUUCGAACUCGGCGACUACUUAAUAUUCAACACGAACACGAAUCAGACGGUUAUUUUAACCUACAACGAAACGACGUACCGUAGCUGCAGCACCGAUAACUCAUCAGAUAGUGAUACAUUCAGUUACAGCUCAGGGAACCAGCAGUUCGGGCAGCCGUUGACCGUUGCGGUUCCGUUGACUAUCGAAGGAGCAAACUACUUCUUCUCCGAUGCUAGUGACGGUGUUCAGUGCCAGAACGGGAUGGCGUUCGGGAUCAACGUCACUCAUGGCGUCGGACUUCCGCCGAGUCUUAAUCAACCUCCGCCGCCGCCGUAUGUUGAGCCUCCGGCGAACGGUGAUGGAAGCCUUACGCCGCCGGUGAGUGAUCAGCCAAGUGGCGCUGGAUUAAGUGAUGGUGUUAAUGUGCGCCGGGUGGUAUGUUACGUGCUCACAUUUUGUGGAAUAUUUUGUUUGUUUUUAGUGUGAAAGAGGUAGUUGGUGUAUUUUCGUGGGGUCGAGUUCAGUGUUGAAAAAUGUUUUUUUUGAGGUGAUAGAAUUACAGAAAAACUCCAUUGAUGGGGUUAGGUUAUAAUUAUUUAAACUUUUGUGGUUAGAUUUA